CCUAUGCACAGAUAACCAGAAACAUUCACUAUGAUGCCGUCUGUGCUGUUACUGCUGCUCAUCAGCAGCACACAAGCUUCUCAUUUUUAUGGCACUAUGAUGACCUACUACCCGAAGGACACUCUUGCUGAUGGAUCAGUCAACGUGACAGUUCGUUAUAAGCUCAGCUUCAACUCAUGUACAGAUGAAGAUACAUGGAGUUGCACUGGAAACUGUGGAAGUGAGACUGUCGCGUUACAAAUAGUGGAUCAGGCGAGCAACGGAGACUGGUGUCAGAGGGAGGGAGUCAUGACUCGGCUGGUUCCCAGCAACGCUCCAUUUCAGCUUGCAUUGGAUGGUGGUGACUGGAUUAGCAACAUAAAUGGCAUUGUAAGUUGGAAAGCUGUGACUAAUGUUGAACUUAGAAACCGAUCAGACACCGGCAAAGCCAACACAUCACCGCAGACCACCAUCAUGCCAGCUGUGAGAGUUCCUUCAAACUGUCAAAGAGAUUUGAACUUAUUGGCAUUUGACCCAGAUGGAGAUGCGGUCACAUGCAGAUAUGGAAGUGAUGCAUUGCCAGAGUGUAACCCCUGCACACCACCGUCUGUCCUCAGCCUCUCACCUUCUUGUACGCUGUCAUUCAGCCCCACUAACAGCAGCAAUGAAGGUCCGUAUGCUGUGCAGCUGGUGAUGGAGGACUUUCCCAGUCAGACCAUCAGCCUGACACAAACAAACGGUUCAUUGGUGGUGAAAACUACCAACGACGCAAUCAGCAAGAUACCCAUUCAAUUUGUUUUGAUAGUGGAUCCUGCUGUACCAUCCUGCACAGAGGGAGACUUUCUGCCCAAGUUUCUAUCUCCAACUCCAGCCAACAGAGCUCAGCUGUUCACCCUUGUUAAUCAGGCACUAGAAAUAACCAUCAGAGCAGAGGCUGCUAACUCCACGAUCUCUGAACUGCUGUUCAGUGGGCCAUACAACAUAAUCAAGAAUUCAACAGGCUCAGGGCAGUUUACCCUAAAAUGGACUCCAUCGGAUCAAGAAGAUGGAGAAAGCCAUCCCAUCUGUUUCGUCGUCCAAACAAAUACAUCUGGUGGGGUUCUAUAUCACUCUGAGCUUCGAUGUGUCAUUGUGACAGUCGGAAACAGUCUAUCAAUAGCUACAACGCCUUCUGUGACAACCACACAACCUACAACCACAACAACUACAGCUGAACCAACUACAACAACCGAAGAGCCUACAACCACGACAACUACAGCUGAACCAACUACAACAACUGAAGAGCCUACAACCAUGACAACUACAGCUGAACCUAUGGCAAUGAUUGAACAGUCUACAACCCCGACAACUACAGCUGAACCAACUACAACAACUGAAGAGCCAACAACCAUGACAACCACAGCUGAACCGACUACAACUGAAGAGCCUGCAACCACGACAACUACAUCUGAACCAACUACAACAACCGAAGAGCCUACAACCACGACAACUACAGCUGAACCGACGACAACAACCGAAGAGCCUACAACCACGACAACUACAGCUGAACCCACGACAACAACCGAAGAGCCUACAACAACUACAGCUGAACCCACGACAACAACCGAAGAGCCUACAACCACGACAGCUACAGCUGAACCGACGACAACAACUGAAGAGCCUACAACCACGGCAACUACAGCUGAACCCACGACAACAACUGAAGAGCCUACAACCACAACAACUACAGCUGAACCGACGACAACAACCGAAGAGCCUACAACCACGACAACUACAGCUGAACCGACGACAACAACCGAAGAGCCUACAACCACGACAACUACAGCUGAACUGAUGACAACAACCGAAGAGCCUACAACAACUACAGCUGAACCCACGACAACAACCGAAGAGCCUACAACCCCGACAGCUACAGCUGAACCGACGACAACAACCGAAGAGCCUACAACCACGACAACUACAGCUGAACCGACGACAACAACCGAAGAGCCUACAACCACGACAGCUACAGCUGAACCGACGACAACAACCGAAGAGCCUACAACCACGGCAACUACAGCUGAACCCACGACAACAACCGAAGAGCCUACAACCACGACAGCUACAGCUGAACCAACGACAACAACCGAAGAGCCUACAACCACGGCAACUACAGCUGAACCCACGACAACAACCGAAGAGCCUACAACCACGGCAACUACAGCUGAACCCACGACAACAACUGAAGAGCCUACAACCACAACAACUACAGCUGAACCGACGACAACAACCGAAGAGCCUACAACCACGACAACUACAGCUGAACCGACGACAACAACCGAAGAGCCUACAACCACGACAGCUACAGCUGAACCGACGACAACAACCGAAGAGCCUACAACCACGACAACUACAGCUGAACUGAUGACAACAACCGAAGAGCCUACAACAACUACAGCUGAACCCACGACAACAACCGAAGAGCCUACAACCACGACAGCUACAGCUGAACCGACGACAACAACCGAAGAGCCUACAACCACGACAACUACAGCUGAACCGACGACAACAACCGAAGAGCCUACAACCACGACAGCUACAGCUGAACCGACGACAACAACCGAAGAGCCUACAACCACGGCAACUACAGCUGAACCCACGACAACAACCGAAGAGCCUACAACCACGACAGCUACAGCUGAACCAACGACAACAACCGAAGAGCCUACAACCACGGCAACUACAGCUGAACCCACGACAACAACUGAAGAGCCUACAACCACAACAACUACAGCUGAACCCACGACAACAACCGAAGAGCCUACAACCACAACAACUACAGCUGAACCCACGACAACAACCGAAGAGACUACAACCACAACAACUACAGCUGAACCGAUGACAACAACCGAAGAGCCUACAACCACGACAGCUACAGCUGAACCGACGACAACAACCGAAGAGCCUACAACCACGACAACUACAGCUGAACCGACAACAACAACUGAAGAGCCUACAACCACGACAACUACAGCUGAACCGAUGACAACAACUGAAGAGCCUACAACCACGACAGCUACAGCUGAACCGACGACAACAACCGAAGAGCCUACAACCACGACAGCUACGGCUGAACCGACGACAACAACCAUAGAGCCUACAACCACGACAACUACAGCUGAACCGACGACAACAACCGAAGAGCCUACAACCACGACAACUACAGCUGAACCCACGACAACAACCGAAGAGUCUACAACCACGACAACUACAGCUGAACCCACAACAACAACCGAAGAGCCUACAACCACAACAACUACAGCUGAACCCACGACAACAACCGAAGAGCCUACAACCACGACAACUACAGCUGAACCGACGACAACAACCGAAGAGCCUACAACCAUGACAACUACAGCUGAACCCACGACAACAACCGAAGAGCCUACAACCACGACAACUACAGCUGUACCUAUGGUAAUAAUUGAACAGUCUACAAUCACAACGACUACGGCUGAACCAACUACAAUAACCGAAGAGCCUACAACCAUGACAACUACAGCUGAACCAACUACAACAACUGAAGAACCUGCAACCACGACAACUACAGCUGAACUAACUACAACAACCGAAGAGCCUACAACCACGACAACUACAGCUGAACCAACGACAACAACCGAAGAGCCUACAACCACGACAACUACAGCUGAACCAACUACAACAACUGAAGAGCCUACAACCAUGACAACUGCAGCUGAACUAACGACAACAACCGAAGAGCCUACAACCACGACAACUACAGCUGAACCCACGACAACAACCGAAGAGCCUACAACCACGACAGCUACAGCUGAACCCACGACAACAACCGAAGAGCCUACAACCACGACAACUACAGCUGAACCGACGACAACAACCGAAGAGCCUACAACCACGACAACUACAGCUGAACCGACGACAACAACCGAAGAGCCUACAACCACGACAACUACAGCUGAACCGACGACAACAACCGAAGAGCCUACAACCACGACAACUACAGCUGAACCCACGACAACAACCGAAGAGCCUACAACCAUGACAACUACAGCUGAACCGACGACAACAACCGAAGAGCCUACAACCAUGACAACUACAGCUGAACCGACGACAACAACUGAAGAGCCUACAACCACGACAGCUACAGCUGAACCCACGACAACAACCGAAGAGCCUACAACCAUGACAACUACAUCUGAACCAACGACAACAACCGAAGAGCCUACAACCACGACCCCAUCUAAUACUACACUAAUUACAACACCUGCCUCUGGCCCAUUUUUUGUUAUUGCUCUCAACAUGAGGAUGUCUACUACACUUUCAUUGGAAAAUAACAGUGAUGCCAUCCUUACACAGAUUAAAGAGGAACUGGUGAGACGAGGCCUCCCAUCAAACAUUAGCGUACGCCUUCUGAGCAGUAGAGAAGUGGAAAUGACAACCACACCUGGUGGUUGAUUGGCUGAUUGGCUAUAUAUAUAUAAACACAUCUCAUAUUUUUCAUAAAAUAAAUCAUACAUCACACUCUCUUGUUAAUCUUCCAGGUUUAAAGUGUAAUGGAAGAGAAAAUUUCAGGUGCAAGUAAUAUUAGUAGUAAACUGUGAUAGUAUACUGUGAUAAUGUGUGGUUUUGCCUCAGCUGUAGGGGGAUAUGUGGAGCACUGACUGGCUGAUUGACGCAACCUCUCAGUAUAAUCAGCCUAUCUAUGAAGACUUUCAUUAUGAGAUCCUGCAGAGCUCUCUGGCACCUAAACCACUAUCAUUUCACAUUUUGUGUGUGUAAAAACCAUAUUGAAAUUAAAUAAUUCCAAAAAUAAAAAUAAAAAUAAAAAACA
Melanotaenia boesemani (Boeseman's rainbowfish) is the source of this 4828-nucleotide messenger RNA. Its product is annotated as mucin-2. NCBI's taxonomy places the organism in Eukaryota, Metazoa, Chordata, Actinopteri, Atheriniformes, Melanotaeniidae. The record is from RefSeq and is a predicted model, not a curated record. The transcript has 11 exons. The coding region runs from base 31 to 4452 and encodes 1473 amino acids.